Messenger RNA from Amblyraja radiata (thorny skate), 1475 nucleotides. RefSeq names its product gastrula zinc finger protein XlCGF8.2DB-like. Gene Ontology annotation, molecular function: RNA polymerase II cis-regulatory region sequence-specific DNA binding; DNA-binding transcription factor activity, RNA polymerase II-specific. The transcript is spliced from 2 exons. Gene Ontology annotation, biological process: regulation of transcription by RNA polymerase II. The record is from RefSeq and is a predicted model, not a curated record. Bases 263 to 1264 code for a protein of 333 amino acids. Gene Ontology annotation, cellular component: nucleus. Lineage: Eukaryota; Metazoa; Chordata; Chondrichthyes; Rajiformes; Rajidae.
GGUGCGGCCCUCGGGGACCCGGUGGCCCGUCACCUGGGGACGGUGCCGGCCAUGGGUAACACACCGGAGAUCUACCUCCCGAUCCGCAGAGCGCGUUUGGAAGCGUAAUCAUGGAUUCCCUGCCCCCUAGAUAGUCUGGAUAGAAUAAGCAGAGGAUUUUGGUGCUUGGGAAUCUCAAACUCCUUCAGUUAACCAGCACCUGAACGCGUGGGAGGGAUUCACUGUGUCAGCUGAGCCGACGAGGCACCAUAAAUUCCGCAGCAUGGAGACUUUAUUCACUAGCUCUCAGAGUGAGCUGGGAUUCACUCAAUCUUCCCACCAGCAAGUUCAAGCUGUGGAGAAACCAUUUCCCUGUCCCGAUUGUGGGAAGGUAUUCACUCAAGCAAACAACCUGAAGAGACACCAACGGCAAGUUCACACUGAGGAGAAAGCAAUUCCCUGUCCAGAUUGUUGGAAGGUAUUCUCUCAAGCCUGCAACCUGAAGAGACACCAACGGCAAGCUCACGAUGAAGAGAAACUACUUCCCUGUCCCGAUUGUGGGAAGGGAUUCUCUCAGGCUGGCAACCUGAAGAGACACCAGAGAAUUCACUCGGGUGAGAAGCCAUUCUCCUGUUCUGUUUGUGGGAAGGGAUUUGCUGCUUCAUCUGGGCUACAGACACACCAGCGGAUUCACACAGGUGAGAAGCCAUUCACCUGUUCUGUUUGUGGGAAGGGAUUUACUGCUUCAUCUGGACUACAGACACACUAUCAAAUUCACACUGGGGAGAGGCCGUUCACGUGUUCUGAGUGUGGGCAGCGAUUUAUGCAGUCAUCUCACCUAAAGACACACCAGCGGAUUCACACUGGAGAGAGGCCGUUCAUUUGUUCUGAGUGUGGAAAGGGAUUUAUUGACGUAUCUGGGAUACAGAGACACCAGCAGAUGCACAGCGGGGAGAGGCCGUUCAUCUGCUCUGAGUGUGGGAAAGGAUUUAUACAUACAUCUCACCUACACUCACACCAGCGGAUUCACACUGGGGAGAAGCCGUACAUUUGUUCUGUGUGUGGGAAGGGAUUCAUUUAUUCAUCUGAAUUGUUGAGACACCAGCGAAUUCACACAGGGGAGAGGCCAUUCGCCUGCUCCGAGUGUGGGAAGAAAUUCAUUCAGUCUUCCCAGCUGAAGAUCCACCAGCGAGUUCACGCUCCGAGGAAACUAUUUGCCUCUCCCAACUGUGGGCAGGUCAACACUGAUGAUCUGGUGACCAACCAGCAAAUUCACACUGAGUAGAGGCCGUUCACCUGUUCUGUGUGUGGGAACGGUUUCACUCAGUCUUCCAACCCAGUGACCUAUGAGUGAGUUCACACUGGGGGAUUAACCAUCGCAGUUGCUGAAUCCGUUUGCUGUUGAACUAAGCGCUGUUCAUAGUUGCUGAAUCUGGUUGCAAGUCCACAAGUGUCUGCUGGUGUUGGAGUCUGCGGUAUCUGCUGCUACUCAUCAC